Jaculus jaculus (lesser Egyptian jerboa) is the source of this 3104-nucleotide messenger RNA. It is a transcript of the gene Mafk, whose product is annotated as MAF bZIP transcription factor K. Gene Ontology annotation, molecular function: RNA polymerase II cis-regulatory region sequence-specific DNA binding; DNA-binding transcription factor activity, RNA polymerase II-specific. Gene Ontology annotation, cellular component: nucleus. The record is from RefSeq and is a predicted model, not a curated record. Gene Ontology annotation, biological process: regulation of transcription by RNA polymerase II. The coding region runs from base 193 to 663 and encodes 156 amino acids. The transcript is spliced from 3 exons. Lineage: Eukaryota; Metazoa; Chordata; Mammalia; Rodentia; Dipodidae.
GACUGAGGCUCCAUGCCCAGGUCUCCGGCCCCAGCCUCUGAACCUGCUGCCCACCUGGGAGCCCCUGCUCACUCUCUUGGGGCCACAGGGUCGCCUGGACAGCCUAGGCGGAGGUGGUGAUGUCACAGCUGCAGUGCCCUUGGCUGCGCUGCCGUUUCCACGUGGUUCUGUCCUGGUGACCGGGCCCAGGUUAUGACGACGAAUCCCAAGCCGAACAAGGCAUUGAAGGUCAAGAAGGAGGCGGGCGAGAACGCCCCGGUGCUCGGCGACGAUGAGCUGGUGUCCAUGUCAGUGCGGGAGCUGAACCAGCACCUGCGGGGGCUCACCAAAGAGGAGGUCACCCGGCUCAAGCAGCGCAGGCGCACGCUCAAGAACCGCGGGUACGCCGCCAGCUGCCGCAUCAAGCGCGUGACGCAGAAGGAGGAGCUGGAGCGGCAGCGCGUGGAGCUGCAGCAGGAGGUGGAGAAGCUGGCCCGGGAGAACAGCAGCAUGCGCCUGGAGCUCGAUGCCCUGCGCUCCAAGUACGAGGCCCUGCAGACCUUCGCACGCACUGUGGCUCGCGGGCCUGUCACGCCCACCAAGGUGGCCACCACCAGCGUCAUCACCAUCGUGAAGUCCGCCGAGCUCUCCUCCACCUCCGUGCCCUUCUCAGCUGCCUCCUAGUGCCCGCCGGGGCCGGGCGGGGGGGUGGGCAUCCGCACGGCCCUCGUGCCUGUCUUGGGCUCCCUGGCACUGACUCCUCACGUCCAUCUGCCCACUGAGAACUUUGUGGGGCCAAGGGCAGGGCCAGCAGGGAGAGGUGGUAGCUGCAAGGUGAAGGGAAGGCUCCCACGAGCCGGUGCCAUACACUGCCUCAUGCACACACUCACACCCCUUCCCUUCCUACAUGUGCGUUUUCAGGAGCUGGUGGGAGCCACAUGAGCCGCCAAGAGGAGCGACUUCAGGAGCCAGGUCUCUGUGGCAGUGUAUGGGGACACAUCUUCCACUCCGCCCAUGACCUGGGCCCCAGCCAGGACAGACACCAUGUUGCCCUUGCUGACCUCUGGCCUGGGCAUACGGGUGGUGGAAAAGGCCUGUUGGCAGCUCUGGCUCUCUCGUUGUCUGCCAAAGGGCACUAACCUGCUUUAGGUCCCGGGAGGCAGUUAUUGGUGGGGGUCGCCUGCAAUGACCAUCAUGGCCCCUGUGGACUAGGAGGAGCUGGCCAGAUGGUCACAUGGGAGGGCCUGUCCAGUACACGUGCACAGGGUUGCACUGUCAUGUAGUGUCCCUGCAGAGGAAGCUGCCCCCAGCAUGGUGCCAGAGCAAGCAGCCAUCCCAGGUCUUGGUGAGGCGGGCUCAGGAGUGGACCAUGGGAGUCCAGUUACUGGGGUUGCCUCUUGUUUGCUGUUGUCUGGGGAGGAGCAGGUGAGGUCAGAGGGAUGUGGAGGUGGCAGUUGAGGGUAUUGUGUGGAGUGGACUGGCUUGAGGAAGAUGGGUCGGUGAGGUAGGUGAGGGUGGGCUGGGAGUGUAGGGUGCCUAGGUCCCGGGACACGGGCGCUGACCGGAGGGUAGGUGUGGGCCACAGGGCCUUGCAGGCAGGUCAGUGCGAGGCUAACGGUGCAGGGAUACUCGUAACCUUGGUGCUUGUCACCUAAACCCCUGCCUGUUCCUCCUCUGUGGAGUUCUAGACCACUGGCCAUCUUGGGGACCCUUCCCGUGAAGGGCGGUAGCCGGGCGAGUGGAUAGUAUCCCUGAGACACUGCCUGGAGUGAGCUAGUCAAUGCAGGCACUGCCACUUGCCCGGAGCCAACAUGUGUGACAAGAGGGGCCGGUCCCCCUCGGCCUGCCCCCUCACCCACACCCCCAAGCCUGUGUUGUAGGGUGUGGCCAGGUCCGAAGGGGGCUGGAGGACAAACAGCCCCAAGGGCUGUGACUUAGUUCUGGUCUACUGUUCGAAACGAACAGAAGGAGUUGGGGGUCCCCUGUGGUGCUGCUGUGUGGCUGACUGUUCCUCAGGCCCUGGGGAGCGGUGAGGAGAGGGUGCAGGCCACAUCACACCACAGCCAGGCACUUAGAGGGCGCUGUAGAAACCAUAGCCAUGGUAGGUAAUCCAUAUUGGAUAUCAAUAAGGACCAUGGGAAUAUUUAAAGAAAGAGAGAAGGUAUAUAUAUGAGAUAUAUAUAUAUAUAUAUAUAUAAAAUUCUAUACACAUUUUAUCGUACAGAUUUUUUCAUAGCAAUUUUCUUUCCCAGUUUGAUACUGUAGAUCUUUAUUAGCAGAGUGGAUUGGACAGGAGUAGGGGGCUUUCUUCACUCCCUGCUUUCCACAAGCUGACCACUUGCCAUGGACAGAGGCCCAGGGGGUGCUGGUGGCCUCUUCUGGGUUUUCCCACUGUGGUGCUGGGCGGUUGGGGGUCACCUGUCGGUUCCAGCAGGCACCAUGUAUGAUCUUUGGGCCCCCAAGGCAAGCUGCAGUAGUGGUAGCCUUUUCUCGUCCAUUCCUGGGUCCCCAGUGUCCCCCUCCGUGGGGCGCAAAGGCAGGUAACUCCUACCAAUGGGUUGCUGCCCGCUCCUUGCCUGGUGUGCACGGCUGGGACUGGGGCUGGAGGGGCUCCCUAUCCUGGGCCGUCAGGCUGGGCGGAGCUGCCACUGCAGUCUGAGCUGCCCUCCUCCAGGGCGCCCGGCAGAGCAGGGCAGGAAGGGUGCGGGGUUGCUCUGUUCCUCCCUCCAUAUCACUGAAAUUUCACUGUCACAAUUUAAUAUAUGGAAUUUUUUUUUAUUUAAGAAAAAAAAAAAGACAAGGACCCCUGUCACAUGGGUUUGUUUUCUGUCAUGCCUCCUACUUCCCAAAGAAGGCAAGCGUUGCUUUUUCAAAGGUAGCGGGGACACAUGCCGGCCACGCCAAGGCCUAGCGUCCCUAGCCGCCUGCUCCUCAGCAGUUUCAUUUCAAUAUUUAUUUUUUUUUUUUGUGCUACUUUUCCCCAUGUUAUAAAUUAUUGAGAUCAUCUACUGUGGAUCCCCAUCUGUGCCCUACCCUGAUCAUGGCCACCACCUAAUUUAUUGCUGUACAUGUCGCUGCUGUGACUGCUUUUGUAUCUUUGCAAUAAAGAACUUGUUUUGAGAUGC